AGCUGUUCAAAGAUGUCACACCCUUUCAACCUUAGAAACAUCGACAAUGUACGCCUCAAGUCUUGCUGUUCUUCUCCUGGUCGCCAUGGCUAGCGCCACUGGUGGAUAUGGCGGUGGUUAUGGUGGUGGUUACGGCGGUGGAUACGGCGGUGGUUAUGGAGGCGGUUUUGGAGGCUUCGGGGGUGGCCUUGGUGGUUUUGGAGGUGUUGGUCUCGUAGGAGUUGGUAACAUUGGCGGCUGGGGACGUGGAGGUGGAUACGGAGGAGGACACGGAGGCGGAUACGGAGGUGGAUACGGAGGUGGAUACGGAGGCGGAUACGGAGGUGGAUACGGAGGUGGAUACGGAAGUGGAUAUGGAGGCAGAUAUGGAGGUGGAUAUGGUGGAUACGGCAAAGGUGGUGUUGGAAUCUUGCCCGUUCUUGGAGUCGGUGGAGGAUUUGGAGGAUCUGGCUAUGGUGGAAAGGGCUACUAGACCUAUCAAAAAAAGAACUAUAUGAUUUAGUUUGGACACUCAAUAAAAUAAUUGAUUGUUAAACAAACACAA
Molecule: messenger RNA, 544 nt
Organism: Biomphalaria glabrata
Lineage: Eukaryota; Metazoa; Mollusca; Gastropoda; Planorbidae
Exons: 3
Coding region: 47-472 (141 amino acids)
Source: RefSeq, a predicted model, not a curated record